AUGGAGACUUCCACCCUUGCCUCGGUCCUUCGUGUGCACGAGUGGAUCGACCAGAUGUGUGCAACUGAAACAGACGAGGACCAGAACAGCUGGGGUCAGCACUCCACGGGAAUGGGGAACAAGACGCCACUUUGUGACAUGCUCUUAUCCAGAGGGGUGUUGCCUGCUAGAAAUGCAAGGCGAUGGGCAGAGGAUUCAGAAUUCAAAAUUGAACCCCCAUUCCACAACUGCUGGAGGCGCAGACUACAUGAUGUCAUGGACGUCCCCGACCAGUCGUUGCCUCAUAUGGGAGAAGACCCGGGCACGUUUCGUCCGAGAAUCGACCAGCGAUACGACGGCAUCUUGAGCCCCAACCUUGAAGAAACAAAACCAUCGAUGUCUGCUAUUUUCGAGCAGCCGGAUCGCGAGAAAUGGCCCCUGGCACUGAAGGCACGACAUGAUCAAACUCGCAACAAGACUCUAAACCGACAUACCCCAGGAGUAUUCCUAGGGAACGUUACCCGUCAAUAUGUCUUCCUGCUGGAACAUUUCAGAAGCGUCUUGUUGUCAUGCUCAACAACCAUUGCCGCGUUCUCGUGGGAAAUCCUGGACAUUUCGAGGCAUACAGCUGCUCAUGAUGGAGGGGACGCAGGUUCCCGUGAUGUUGUCUGA
Molecule: messenger RNA, 651 nt
Organism: Fonsecaea erecta
Lineage: Eukaryota; Fungi; Ascomycota; Eurotiomycetes; Chaetothyriales; Herpotrichiellaceae
Exons: 1
Coding region: 1-651 (216 amino acids)
Source: RefSeq, a predicted model, not a curated record